This is a messenger RNA of Prunus avium (sweet cherry), 705 nucleotides long. The record is from RefSeq and is a predicted model, not a curated record. NCBI's taxonomy places the organism in Eukaryota, Viridiplantae, Streptophyta, Magnoliopsida, Rosales, Rosaceae.
AUGGACUUGCAGAAGGGCACCCAAACCGUGGAUGAGUACCUCCGUCAUGCCAAAUCCAUUGCUGAUUCCUUGGCUGCGAUUAAUGAACCGGUCACCAAUAAGGACCUCGUCACUAGCAUUCUUCGUGGCUUGGGUCCCGACUACAAAAUGCUUGUCACAGCUCUCUUAAAUUUUCCUCCUCUUCCUGAUUUUGCUGAUCUGCGUGCCCCUCUCUUGGCCGUCCAGCCUCCCACCUAUUACUCACAUCGUGGGGGCUCUGUCAAUCGCGGCAGUUCUCGUGGACGUGGUCGUGGCAACUGUGGUCGUCAAGGUCGUGGCUGGAACCAGUCACAACAUCAGUCUCCUUCGUUGCAUUAUAAUGGUCCUUUUGGUUCCUCCCGUAGCUGGCAGCCAUUCCAACAAUCCAAUUCCGCACCUCAAUGGCCUACUUUCUCGCCGUGGCAACCUAGGCCUCAUCCACAGCCCCCAUCCUCUUGGUCUAACAACAGCAGUCAACGCUCUUCAGCUCCUGGCAUCCUUGGCCCACCAUGGUGCCCCACCUGCAACACCACUAAACAUUCUCAUGCCACCUGUCCUCACAAAUUUCGUGGACCUGAGUCUUUCCCUUCCUUUGCUGGUGCUCAAUUCCUACAACCCACUGACAAUACUUGGAACCUUGACACCGGUGCCACCCAUCAUAUGACCGGUACUGCCACUUAUCUUUAG